Messenger RNA from Amborella trichopoda, 2626 nucleotides. RefSeq names its product putative glutamate carboxypeptidase VP8. Gene Ontology annotation, molecular function: carboxypeptidase activity. The record is from RefSeq and is a predicted model, not a curated record. Lineage: Eukaryota; Viridiplantae; Streptophyta; Magnoliopsida; Amborellales; Amborellaceae.
CCUGAAAGUGGCAAAUUUGCAAUUCAGCAGUGUCAGUUUCAAGAUUCUCUCCCUCUCUCUCUCUCUCUCUCUCUCUCUCUCUCUCUAUCUAAACCCACUUCGAGUUGCAGUCAAAGAAGUCCUGGUCAUCUCUCUCUCUCUGUCUCUAUGUGUGCAAAAAUGGCAUGCGAAGGCAAUGUCUUCACUUCCAUAGUCUCUUUACCAGCCUUUGGCCUCAUGAUCAUGCUCAUCAUUCUGGCUGUCUUCAAUCACAGAGUCCCUCUCAGCCAAUCCGACUUCCAUGAAAUCUUCAUUUCCAAUGGUGACAACUCCACCAUCUCCUCUCACCUCCAUUCCUUGACUCAGAACCCUCAUUUAGCAGGUACCAGAGGAGCCCAACAAGCUCUCAGCUAUGUUAUGAACCAGUUCAACAAGCUGGCCUUCAGGACCCACACUGCAGAGUACAAAGCUCUGCUCUCAUAUCCGUUGCAAAGGAGCCUGGUUUUGCAGUUUGAGAAUGGGACCAGAACGAAGCUUUGGCUUGAUGAAGCUGACAUGGGUCAGGCUGUUGCUCCUUACCAUGCUUAUGCACCUUCUGGUAAGGUCUCUGGUAAGGUGGUUUUUGCAAAUUAUGGGAGAGAAGAGGAUUUCCAGAGGCUCAGAGAGAUGGAUGUUAAUGUUAGUGGGUGUGUUGUUCUGUGUAGGAAUGGGCAACUCUUUAGAGGUGAGAUAGUUAGGAGAGCUGCUAAAUAUGGGGGAGUUGCCUUGCUUUUGUACAAAGACAGUGAAAGAUUUGUGGGGAAAAGAGAUGGGUUUUCUAAGGGGUUUGGUGAGAUGAGAAAUGGGGUUUACAGUGAGGGUUAUGGUGAGAAGAAAGGUGGGAUUUUUGAGGGUUACAAGGAGAGAACAGAUGGGUUUCCUGGUGAGGGAAAGGAUGGGUUUUCAGAGGUAGAGGGAGAUGGGUUCUUUAAAGAUGAUGGGAUAGAGAGAGGAACAGUUAUGGAAGGAUUAGGGGACCCUUUAACUCCUGGUUGGGGGGCUAUGGAAUAUGCAGAAAGGCUCGAUAUUGGGGUUGAAGAAGUUAGAGAGAGGUUUCCAAGUAUUCCAUCUUUGCCUAUAUCUGGUUACAAUGCAAAGGUGAUAUUGGAGUCUCUUUGGGGGCCCCAGUUACCAGAACAGUGGAAGGGUGCCUUACACAGUGAGGUUGGUAGGGUAGGGAGUGGUCCUACAUCGGUGGACUUCGAGUACAAGGAAAGGAGAACAAUGGCAACCAUCAGGAAUGCUUUUGCAGUUAUAAAAGGGGCCUUGGAACCAGACAGGUAUGUUCUCUUGGGGAAUCACAGAGAUGCAUGGACAUAUGGUGCAGUUGACCCAAACAGUGGCACUGCAACUCUUUUGGAAAUCGCACGUAGAUUCCGCCUUCUUUUGCGUAAAGGUUGGGUGCCAAGAAGGACCAUCAUUUUAUGCAGUUGGGAUGCUGAAGAAUUUGGGAUGAUUGGAUCAACUGAAUGGGUUGAGCAGAACCUUGGGAACCUGGGAUCUAAGGCUGUGGCUUACCUUAAUGUCGACUGUGCUGUUCAGGGGCCUGGCUUCUUUGCAGCUGCAACUCCCCAACUAGAUUCUCUCUUAGUUGAAGUUACAAAGGAGAUUAAUGAUCCAGACUACGCUGAAAGGACCGUGCAUCAAUUGUGGAGUGCCAUGGCAAAUGGGAGUGUGAAGAUUGAUAGGCUUAGUGGAGUGGCUUCAGAUUUUGCUCCAUUCUUGCAACAUGCUGGAAUUCCAUCUCUAGACAUGUUCUUUGGUGAAGACUUUCCAGUGUAUCAUACAGCUUAUGACACUUACAAUUGGAUGAGGAAAUAUGGGGAUCCACUCUUUCACCGUCAUGUAGCAGUUUCUGGAAUUUGGGGACUUUUGGCACUUCGCCUGGCUGAUGAUCUGGUCCUCCCUUUCGACUACUCCUCCUAUUCCACUCAAUUGCAGGAGCAUGCGAAGGCAUUACAGGGCCUUAUGAGUGCUGGAAUAACCCUGCAACCCAUAAACACAGCGAUUCAGGAGCUCAAAGAAGCAGCCGUUACAGUUGCAGAUGAAGCAGAGGAACUGCGCCAUGGCAGCUCAACAGAUGUGGCAUUCGAGCUGAAGAGGCGGGCGUUUAAUGAUAGGCUCAUGCUUACCGAGAGAGCUUUCUUGGAUGCAGGCGGCCUCCGGGGAAGAGAAUGGUUCAAACAUCUGAUAUAUGGACCCAGCAAGUACAGUGAGAGCAAGCUCGGUUUCUUUCCUGGAAUUGUCGAUGCAAUUUAUAAAGCAAAAGAAAGAGAUAAUGGGGAGGAAGGGAAAGCUUUAAUUCAACAUGAGAUUUGGAGGGUGGCAAGAGCCAUUAGCAGAGCCGCUGCUGCCUUAAAAGGAAACCUUAUAUAAAAAAUGUGUUCGUUUGUCUUGUUAAUGCACAUCCUUAUAGAGAAUUGUGUAAAAUCAUUCCUUCCAUUUUAAAAAAAGGUUUGAUUUAAAUGACAGUAUGAGAAGAAAGUGGCUCUCUCUCUCUCUUUCGAAGGAACAGAGUAACAAGGGAUAUAGAGACUUUCGAUUGAAGUAGCUGUUCUACUAAUUUUUUAAGGAAUGGGUGUGGUUUGUAUAAAGUUGCAACCUUAAA